AUAGGAAAAGCUCGGUCAACCUAUAAAAAGGCAAACCAACUUGCUUAGUUAUUAGUGUUCUCAGAGAGUCAAACAAGAACAGUGGAAAGUGAUCGCUCGCAAUGUUGUUAACAAUCGCCCUUGUGGGCUUGGUUUUGGCUUUGGCCUACAGUUAUUAUAUCAAAAUCUAUACCUACUGGGACCGCAAAGGGGUUCUUAACGAGAAACCACUACCGGUUGUUGGCAACAUGAGGGGAAUCGGAACGAAGAAGCAUUUUCGAGACAUCAAUCAGAGGAUUUACGACAAGUUCAAGGGAAAGGCUCCCCUCGCCGGGAUGUACAUGUUCUUCAAGCGAUCCGCCAUGAUCACCGAUCUGGAUCUCAUCAAGCAGAUCAUGAUCAAGGACUUUAGCAACUUUCAGGAUCGCGGAGCUUUUAACAACCCCCGUGAUGAUCCCUUGACCGGUCACCUCUUCACCUUGGAGGGUGAGGAGUGGAAAUCGAUGAGGCACAAGCUCUCUCCGGUUUUCACCUCCGGAAAAAUUAAGCACAUGUCGGAAGUGAUCGUGGAAGUGGGUCACCGCCUGGCGGAUACCAUGGAUAAGGAAGUGAAGGCUGCCAAGGUCGAGGAAGGAGAUGUGGAGAUCAAGGACCUGUGUGCCAGGUUCACCACGGAUGUCAUAGGAUCGUGUGCCUUUGGACUUGAGUGUAAUAGUCUUCAGGAUCCGAAUGCCGAGUUCCGAAACAGAGGACGCGAUAUCUUUCGGAAGCGUCGUCAUGGCCAGAUUGUGCAAUCUUUCUUAUUUACCAACGCCAAGUUGGCUAGGAAGCUUAGAUUGAAGGUGCUACCCGAUGAGAUAACAAACUUCUUUUUGUCGACGGUGAAAAAUACCAUUGAUUAUCGCCUAAAGAACGGCGUUAAGCGAAACGACUUUAUCGAUCAGUUAAUGCAACUCCGAGCUGAGGACGAAGAGGCGGCCAAAAGGGGAAAUGGUAUCGACCUGUCACAUGGUUUGACCCUGGAGCAAAUGGCUGCCCAGGCCUUCGUGUUCUUCGUGGCAGGAUUCGAGACCUCCUCCAGCACGAUGACCUUCUGCCUUCAUGAACUAGCCCAGCAACCGGAUGUUCAGCAAAAGCUUAGGGACGAGAUCGAAAGUGUUUUGGGAGAAGGAGAGUUGAACUACGACGCUUUGGCCAAAAUGAAAUAUUUGGAUCAGGUGUUGGCAGAAACCCUCCGAAAACACCCGCUUCUACCCCACCUGGUUCGGGAGUGCAACCGCGACUACAAAGUUCCCAACACGGAUAUUGUGCUGGAGAAGGGCAUCAAUGUCCUGAUUCCCGUGCACAACAUCCACCAUGAUCCUGAGAUUUAUCCCGAUCCGGAGAAGUUCGAUCCCAGUCGCUUCGACCCGGAGGAAGUCCAAUCCCGACACCCGAUGGCUUAUUUGCCCUUUGGCGACGGACCUCGAAAUUGUAUUGGCCUUCGUUUUGGAAAGAUUCAGGUCAAGAUUGGUCUGGUCUCGCUCAUUCGGAAGUUUAAGUUUUCCAUCUCGAAACGCACAGAGGUUCCAUUGAUUUUUUCAAACAAAAAUUUCCUUUUGGGCACGGAAAACGGUAUUUACCUAAAAGUGGAAAGUGUUUAACUACUAAUUAAAUCCCUGAUUAUGGUGAAAGAUUAGUCCUAAAACGCCAAACCAAAAUUUAAUAAAUAGAUUUAAAACCAAUAUGAGCCCAAACAUACGUGCUUAUUUAUUAUUCACAAAUUGUAUCAAAGCUUUAACUGGGGCCAAAAUUUAACUAUUUACGCAAUUUAAAUGCAAAAAAACCAAUCAUACUCUAAAUUGAUUUAGCUAGCUUUCCGUCAUUUCGCAGUUUUUAAAAAAUGCGUUUAAUGUAUUAAAUAAUUAAUUUUGCACACCGUGAGGGACAACUAAGAUCUUAGCGCGAAAGCAAAACAUACUAAAUAGAAUAAAAGCAAUAUGCUUAUAAGCUAUUCACAAAUUGUAAACUUAAAGCGUGGGAUUCUGCCUUCAGUUAACUUACAAAAAACUAAAAUAAUUUCAUCGCGCCUCAGUUUUAACAAAUCAUGGUCAACGUAUCGAAUAAUGGACUUUACCUUAAAGAAGAAAGGGUUUAAAUUUAAUUGAAUCCCCUAAUUAUUGUAGCCUAUCGUGAAGGGCGAUUAAAUGCUAAACGCAAAUGGUAAACAGGUGCUUAUUAAUUAUUUACAAAUUGUAUCAAAGAUUAAACUGUGACCAAAACUUUGC
Molecule: messenger RNA, 2246 nt
Organism: Drosophila ficusphila
Lineage: Eukaryota; Metazoa; Arthropoda; Insecta; Diptera; Drosophilidae
Gene: Cyp6a14
Product: probable cytochrome P450 6a14
Exons: 2
Coding region: 102-1622 (506 amino acids)
Molecular function (GO): oxidoreductase activity, acting on paired donors, with incorporation or reduction of molecular oxygen; heme binding; iron ion binding
Source: RefSeq, a predicted model, not a curated record